AUGCUAUUAGAGAAUAUCAUCCCAGCAGUGGUUUCGUAUUUGAAAGGACUGCGUAAUUUGAGAACUUUGCACAUAAAGGCUAAUAUUUUCCCCGUCGACUCUGGAACAGAAGUUAAGAAGGUUAACAAAAUGAGGCUCACUGAGUACAUUGAAGCAAUGAGUGGUGUGAAGGUUAGUUUAGAUGCAAUGUUUGAUGUGCAGACAAAGCGAAUACGCAAGUACAAAAAAGGCAGCUGCUUAAUAUACUUGGCAUUAUCCAUCGAUAUGACUGUAUCGAGAAAGAAUUACCUUAUACCUUCUAAAGGGAGUCAUCACCAUCCUCCAGCACUGUGCACACCUAGUUCAUCUUCUUGUCACGGUGAUUUAAGAAGUUGGACAAGGAAGGAACUUGCAAUCGCAGUCACUGCUUCGUCCUCCGGGUUCGGCACCGGAAAAAGACCCAACCCACCUAGGCGCCCGCCCAGCCGCCUAGCUCCGGCCUUGCUACUGCCUAGCGACCGCCUAGCGACCGCCUAG
This is a messenger RNA of Prunus armeniaca (apricot), 516 nucleotides long. NCBI's taxonomy places the organism in Eukaryota, Viridiplantae, Streptophyta, Magnoliopsida, Rosales, Rosaceae. The record is from the annotation of a GenBank genome assembly.